AUGCAGACUCUAGACCUGAGCAGGGGUAUGUCCAUUGACUUGCAUCUUGACCCCACUUUACAUUUCCAAUCAGGAAGAUGGAUCGAUCAAACAACCCCUUGCAACAACUCAACAAGAAUCCACACAAGCAAACUUUUCAUUAUCUCUAUAUCUCUUGAAUGCAUUUACAAGACAAGAGGAUCCGGCCAAAAUCAGAGCGUUCACAGGGGUUGUGGUCCUCCAUCUUGCCCUGAUGUACCAACGCACAAAUCCUUCAAGAUCCUUCACAAGAUUUUACAAAAAAAGCUCUGCAGCCUUCAAAUCUCUGAGUGGAAGUCCUUUGCACACAGCCAAGGUGGCUAA
Xyrichtys novacula (pearly razorfish) is the source of this 342-nucleotide messenger RNA. The record is from the annotation of a GenBank genome assembly. NCBI's taxonomy places the organism in Eukaryota, Metazoa, Chordata, Actinopteri, Labriformes, Labridae.